ACUCGUGUCACGGGAUUUAGUAUUCGCUCUUAAAAUAAUUUUUGUCUGUACUUGGAUCAGUUUCUGUGCUUGUCAUCUGAAAUAUACAAAGGCAAUCCAGUGGAGAAAACUACAAUUGACUUGAACGUUCUAGAAAAUGAGCAAGUUCAAGUGUAAGUGUCUAAAUGUCACUAUUCAUGUGAAAGAAAAAGCGACUCGCGAAGCGGAAGGAACAGCGUUUGUCUCUGAGAAUUGCUCUGAACCUUUUUUCACCAAGGAGCUGUACGAAGUUGAACUGGCUGUCGGCGGAAUAACAAAGGAAGUUGGAAGUCUUGUGAGAGAAACCAAAGCUGAAGACUGGGAUGUUUUCUCGUGUAUAAACUGCAACAUGGAUACACAUGCUUUACACGCCGUGAAAAAGUACGACCGAGUAUUAAUGAGUAGAGGAAUGGAGAGUGAUCCAGUUGUUCACAGUAAAAGUGCUAGUUCCUCUGAAUAUUCUUCAAUCUUCAAACUUAUUCUAAAACCUGCAAAAGAAAAUGAUCCAGAUGUUGUGGAUAACUCAUUUGCAGGCAACGCUAUUUUGUUGGGUCAAGACAGGAUCUCUCUUGCCAUGGUCAGUGUACAGGAACAAGUCAAAAAAUUCCUACAAGCUGAAGAGGAUGCAAUGAAUGAAAGAAUAAGAAAAUUUGUUGCGGCGCAAAAGGAAGCAUUUACAACCCUUCAAGCACAGGUGUUCAAGGAUAAACAAGCUGUUUACUGUGCUAUCAAAAGAGAAGACGAAAAAGCCAUGGAAAGCUCUCUGGAUGAAGCCAUGGCAGAUAGUUCUUCUGACACCCCUGUAUUAUUUAAACCUGCUGUUUCAACUCGUGGGUGGAAUGACCACCCCCCUGCCCAAGUCAACCAAGUCCACAUAACUCAGGUGGCUCCUCAUAAAUAUCCAUUGAACCCAGGUGCUCAUCCUCCUCGCAAGACAACCAGACGUCCACACAAAUCACAUCAAAAGAAAGAAUCAGAUGCUGAUCCAGUGUUUUCUUUAGAUGAUUUUACAGAUGACUGUGAACCAUUCUUUGAGUCCGAAGAAGACGAGCUUAGUAGCAGUGAUAACAGCUUUAAAAGUGAAGAGCCUAUCCAUUACCCUGGAUUAAGGAGUGUCAAAAAAUCUACUCAAUAUUCCUCUUCCCUACCCAUAAGCAUGCCAGCAGGGAAAAUUUCUCCUCCUAUGGACGAUCAAGAGUUUGCUAUACCUGAACCAAGCAAGAUUGGAGAAUCCAUGAAAGCAUUAGCCCGCAGUGUUCACGACACAUCUGAGAAGCUGUUUGGAGAACUACCUAGACCAAGACGGAGCACUUUCUCUCACAGAUAGUAUAGGGACUAAAUAUUAUAUUAUUGUAUUCUGAGCAUAGUCAAAGGAAAGCGCCUCUGUACACUAUGCAACAAAC
Messenger RNA from Pocillopora damicornis (cauliflower coral), 1421 nucleotides. RefSeq lists its product as uncharacterized. Lineage: Eukaryota; Metazoa; Cnidaria; Anthozoa; Scleractinia; Pocilloporidae. The record is from RefSeq and is a predicted model, not a curated record. Gene Ontology annotation, biological process: negative regulation of protein kinase activity; neurotrophin TRK receptor signaling pathway; negative regulation of TOR signaling. Gene Ontology annotation, cellular component: cytoplasm.